Cucurbita pepo subsp. pepo (vegetable marrow) is the source of this 2640-nucleotide messenger RNA. RefSeq names its product digalactosyldiacylglycerol synthase 1, chloroplastic. Gene Ontology annotation, biological process: galactolipid biosynthetic process. Gene Ontology annotation, molecular function: digalactosyldiacylglycerol synthase activity. Gene Ontology annotation, cellular component: chloroplast outer membrane. The record is from RefSeq and is a predicted model, not a curated record. NCBI's taxonomy places the organism in Eukaryota, Viridiplantae, Streptophyta, Magnoliopsida, Cucurbitales, Cucurbitaceae.
CUCGUCUCCUUUCAGGUGGGCUCAUCAAGAAAUCUGAACAGUCAAUUCCAAAUUCCAUGUAAUACUCUGGUUUUUGCAUGGUUCUUUCAACUCCACGGAAUGCCUUGUUCGAAGCUUGAUUGGCUUGAAUCGGAGUCCGCGAUGGUUGGUCACGCUAAUUCUUCCGAUGCGUUCUCUUUCAUUUCCAAAGGAUGGAGGGAGGUUCGUGAUUCAGCGGAUGCGGAUCUUCGCUUGAUUAAGGCCAGAGCCAACUCCUUCAAGAAUUUGGCGACCUCGUUCGACCGUGAAAUCGAGAAUUUCUUUAACUCGGCUACUACUUUCUAUGUUCCUGCAAUUGGUUCGGGAUCCUCUCCUCCUGCUGAGAUUGAGUUUGUGAAGAAUUUGCAGCUGAAGAUAUCGGCGGAUCGCAGGGUCUAUGCCUCGCCGAGCUUUAGCAAAAAAAUGCUGGAGAAAUUGAAGCCGAGGACGAGAAUUCGGAUUAAUUUGUCUUCUAUUAAGAACGCAAUUGUGUCGGAGGUUGAAGAUGGAAAUGGAUUGAAGAAAUGGAAUAGAGUGAGGUUUGGGGAGUUUUGGGGAGAGAAUGAGAGCGAGGAGGGGAAGGAUGUUAGGGCUUGGGAGCCAAUCCAAGCAUUGAAGACGAGAUUGAGGGAGUUUGAGAUGUUUGAGGGCUUUAAGAACAGCGAUUUCGUGAAGAAAGUGAAGUCGAGCUUGAGAUCAAUUUGCAAGGACCCUGAAGACUCAAAGGAGGUGCUGCCACUGGAUGUAUCAGAGCUUAUAGCAUGUUUAGUUAGGAAAUCUGGACCUUUUCUUGAUCAAAUUGGCAUUAGUAGAGGGAUAGCCAGUGUCCUCCAAAGUACCGGUUAUUGCUAUGAUGGUGGAUUUUGGACUGAUCAUACAAAGCACGUACCGUCAGAUGGGAAAAGGCAUUUUGCAAUUGUCACGACGGCUAGCCUUCCAUGGAUGACGGGAACAGCCGUAAAUCCCUUGUUUAGAGCUGCAUAUCUAGCACAAUCUGCGAAGCACAAUGUGACAUUAUUAGUUCCUUGGCUUUCCAUGUCAGAUCAGAAGUUAGUUUAUCUUAGUCCUCUCACCUUCAGUUCUCCAGAAGAGCAAGAAGUUUACAUUCGUAAAUGGCUUGAGGAAAGAAUUGGCUUCAAGCCUGAUUUUAAGAUUUCAUUCUAUCCAGGAAAGUUCUCGAAAAAAAGGCGGAGUAUCUUACCUGCUGGGGAUACUUCCCAGUUUGUUCCUUCUAAGGACGCCGACAUAGCAAUCUUGGAAGAACCAGAACACCUUAAUUGGUAUCAUCAUGGCAGACGUUGGACCGAUAAAUUUAACCUUGUUGUUGGGGUUGUUCAUACAAAUUACCUGGAAUACAUAAAGCGGGAGAAGAAUGGUGCUGUCCAAGCUUUCCUUGUGAAGCACAUAAACAACUGGGUCAUCCGAGCACACUGUCACAAGGUUCUUCGACUUUCUGCUGCCACACAAGAUCUUCCCAAGUCUGUUAUUUGCAAUGUCCAUGGUGUAAAUCCAAAGUUUUUAAAAAUUGGGGAUAAAGUCGAAGAAGAUAGGAAACUUGGGAAUCUAGCUUUUUCAAAAGGCGCUUAUUUCUUAGGCAAAAUGGUCUGGGCAAAAGGAUUCAGAGAAUUAAUAGAUUUGCUGGCAAAACACAAGCAUGACCUUGAUGGAUUCAAUUUGGAUGUGUUCGGAAAUGGAGAGGACGCCGACGAGGUUCAGAGCGCGGCUAAAAAGUUAGAGUUGAAUGUAAACUUUUUGAGCGGAAGGGAUCACGCCCACGAUUCAUCUCAUGGGUACAAAGUUUUUAUAAACCCGAGUGUUAGCGACGUGCUCUGUACAGCAACAGCCGAGGCUCUUGCCAUGGGAAAAUUUGUAGUAUGUGCAGAUCAUCCAUCCAACGACUUCUUCAGGUCCUUCCGCAACUGCUCGAUUUACAAGUCAUCUGAUGAUUUUAUUGCCAAAGUAAAAGAGGCAUUAGAAAACGAACCACUCCCUCUCACUCCUGAGGAAAGGUACAAUCUCUCAUGGGAGGCUGCCACUGAGAGAUUCUUGGAGUAUUCUGAUCUUAACAAAGUCUUGAACAACGAUCGAGAAUUAGAAUCAAACGAUACCGAUGGGAAAACAAUCAGCAAAUCAAUCUUAACAUCUAGUUUGACAAAAGCUGUUGAUGGGGGUCUUGCGUUUGCCCAUUACUGUAUCACCGGUAACGAAUUCCUCAGACUUUGUACCGGAGCAAUCCCCGGGACUCGCAACUAUGACGAAGAGCACCGUAAGGAACUACAUCUUUCUCCUCAGGUUGAAAAUCCUAUCCAUACAUGUUAAGCAGGUAAGUAAAAAAAAUUUAUCUUCCAAACCGUCUUUAAUGUAUCGAAAACAUGUUUAUUCCUUGGACUCGUACAUUACGAAUCCGUAGCUAGUUUAGAUAGGUGUAGAAGCAUAUCCAAGGAUCAUUAUUUCCCCUCUUAUAGGGCUGUGCCCUGUAGAGUAGAAAAUAGAAUGUGCGUAGAGGAUCUGGUAUGCUGUUGGGCAGUGGAGAUUUAGAAACGCUUCAUUGCCAUUUCCUUGAUUAGGAGGGUUACAAUAUACAGCCACAUUAUCAAACUAUAUUCAUCCUACCUUCCUAAA